AUGUGUUGCGCAAGCGCGCGUUACGACUUCGAAUAACAAUCAUAUGAAAAGCGAUUAGAGAGAUGGGGGAGAAAUGCUUCCAAUUUAAUUCCCACACUGCGACAUAAUGUCUGGUUUGGUUAAGAACCAGAUCGUCAAGCAACUCGCCAGGUUCACGAAGAAUCUCUCCCCUAACAAAAUUAGCGUCAAGUUUCUCAAGGGAGAAGGAGAACUUCAUAACCUAGAGCUAGACGAGACAACACUAGCCGAGCUUCUUGAGUUGCCGCCAUGGAUUCGUCUCACGAAAGCGACGUGCAACAGAAUAUCCGCCAAGAUUCAUUGGACUCGACUCAAGACUGACCCAAUAUGUCUGUACCUAGAUUCUGUUGAAGUGGAUAUGGAAGCUAUGGAUGGAGAUGUUAACACCCCACCUCCUAGUUCCCCUCAGACACACCCACCCAAUGCACCUCAUCAGCCACCUAUAAAAGAGAAAGCUCCAAAUAGGUAUGGUUUUGUUGAGAAAGUGGUUGAUGGAAUGUUUGUUCAGAUAAACUCUGUUGUCAUCUCAUUCAAGUUUCAAGCUUUUCUUGCCAAAUUCCAGAUGUCACGUCUUGUUGUCCGAAGCACAACACCCAAGUGGCAGCCUGAUGAUCUGCGCUUGACACGGGUGAAAGAUGAAACUCGAGGAGAGGUGUUGACAUUUAAAGAAAUAACAUGGCAAACACUUAGGAUAGAUGCUAAUGCUUUGUACAAUGAAACUUUGCAGCAGCAGUCAAAUCCUUUGAGACUUAUUACAAGUCAAUCAUCUCUACACCUAACAAUCAAAAAACGUCUUGACGACUGUGCAGUGUUGUCUGCAAGGCUGGAGCUUCUUUUGGAUGACAUUCUAUGGGUUCUUACUCAGUCACAGUUACAGGCUUUAUCUGGUCUCUUACACUCUGUUAACCAGGCCAUGUCGCAUUCAAAAGUUAAGAAAGAACCUGGAACAAAUUCAACACAACACUCAGGCCAGGCUAGUCAGCAACAGACACAUUACACUGGUUCUACAAUUCAUGAACAAAAGUCAGACUUUGAGUCUUUGAAUGCACUGUUUACACGGCAUGAUGUGCGGGAAACAUCUUACCUCUUAAGGACUGGUAGCAUUGACCUGCAUUUGUGUGAUGAUUCAGAAGACAGGGGUGCUGAUGGUGGGGCAAUGCAUUUUAAGAUGAAUAAGUUAUCUGUUGACUACUUUCCGUACCAUUUGGCUGGAACAUCUCGUAAUGACUGGCCAUCUCACAAUGAGGCAUCUUUGACUCGAGCUUAUUGGGUUAAUGACCUUUUGAGUGCUUUUAGGAACUCUCAAAGGAACAAACAACUGUCACCUCAAAAAGCAACACAAAGCCAUCAUCGAGCAAGGAGUGAUGGUUCUGUUGUUGAUGUGAGUGGCAGAGAUGGUUCUUUACAUCCUUCACCACCCAGCACUCCUUCCUCUCCUUACGUAAAUUCCCGGAGAACACAUCCUUCAAGUCCAGGACAUUCUGCAAACACUGGAAAAACAGCGCAUUCUAUCAAAAACAAUUCACAGCGUCCAGUGUUUAUGCUUGAGAGCUGUUUUGUGAUUCGUUGUGAGGAAUUCUUUAUCAUGCCUGUGACUACUAGCAAUGGUUCUAAAGAGGAACUGCCAGCAUUUUUAUCAUCAGACAAAAAAGCAUUAUUUUUACCAUCAGACAUGCCAGCAUUUCAGUUAGACUUUACUCAGUAUUAUUACCCUGGAUCUGUUACAAGUGCAGUGCCUACUCCAAACUUGUUUAUUCAGUUAAACCCUAUUCAGUUGACACUAGACACUGCAACAUGUCUGUGGUUCAGCAGCUUCAUGAGAAGCAUUCUAGGACAAACAACAUGGUCCAGGGGUCCACCUGAACAAGCUACAUGUAGUUCACCAUCAGAUCAUAUUGAUAUCAGAAUUGAAGCCCUUAUGCCUAAGCUAGUUAUUCCUUGCCCAAGUGACCCUUGUGCAGCAUACAAAGAUUCUCGGCCUCAGGGUCUCCAAGUUCAAGUAUCUCAGGUGUUUAUCACAAAUUCGAGGAUUGGAAACAAGUCUACCCAGACAGACAUGUUGAUGUUCCUUCAACCUUUCCUGGGCGCAAAAACUUACACAGACUUUCAGAACUUCCCAUCCAUGCCUGCUGAUGUGCAACCUUUGCCUAACUCUUUAUGGAUAAAUGAUUGCAGUUUGCUGUCAAAAGAUGCAAAGAAUGAUAAACAUUUAAAUGGCGUUUGUCAGGAUAUUUCUGGAACUCAUCAGCCCUCACAGGUUUGGUGCCUUUCAGCAGAGCAAGUGUGGUUUGAUUUCCUUGGCAUUGACGAGAUAAAGAACCGACCGAUUUCAUUUAUAGACGCUGUCCCGGUUCAAAUCUGGAUUGCUACUCCUUUACCGUUUCAUGACCACAAUACCACAGUAAUGAAUACGACAGCGGAAGGAAUAGAGAGAACCAGCUGGUUAACCUCACCUACUCACCGGAGAACAGCUUCGGAAAUUCUUUCUCCCAAAAGGAAGGGCUCGGAGCCAGUAAUAACCAUGAAGAGCAGAACAAAUACAGGCACUCUGUUGUCAACGGCCACGAAUGUUUUACACAGUAGUGACCCUAAUAUUAGCUCCAAUCCCUCUGAGGCCCUUGAUAAUACCACACGAGAUGGACCUCCACCCGCUUAUGAGCCUAGAAAUGAACCUCGCAAGCCAUUCCCUGUUGUAAGUGAGCCUCCUCCACCUUACGAAACUCUGACGCAUCAUGAACCUGAUUUGGCUGGUGCGCCCUCAGAGGAAGUGUCUUCGUUAUCUAGGAAAGCUUUUAUAUCUGGGGACACUCCGAACGGCUUAUCAGAAUCAGAGGGAAGUGCUUGUCAGGAGCCGCCUUCAGGAUCACAAGCUGAUUUGAGCUUCCUAAUCCACAUUCCCCAAACUGUUAAAAUACAAUUGGACCACUUUCAAUUUCUCUUCCUUGUGCGCUUGCAGGAGAAGUUGUCAAAGCUACAAGAAGAUUUGGAAAAAGAUCGCUUAAGACGAAACAACGCAGACUCUGAAUUAAAUGAGUCUAAAAACGCCCAACCUUCUCUCUUUUUUUCUAUUCUUACCCGGGGUGUAGACUUAAAUGUCGUACUCCCUCCUGCCCCAGACGGAGAUGGUUCUCGUGAAGGGGGAACGCCGUCUGAAAGCACAAGUCGUAACGCAAGUAGUCUAAGUAGCUAUUUAGACACCGGCGUUGUGUUGGACAGUGGCUGUCAAUCUCCUGACGUCAUUGAUUUUAAAACACUAAGACCAGAUUCUGAGGAAGCUAUGCGGAAGGAUGGAUCGGUGUGUGUUGAUGAUCGCGAUGCUAAAUCCAGCGAAGAGGUCCCACCGUCACCUCGUGCCAGCUCAGCGCACACUUCAGGCCGAACCAGCGCUGCUUCGGCACCCGACUCCGAUGGCUGGCUGGUAGUUCCAGCUUGCGACAAAUUAGCUUCAGGGAGUGUUAAGAGUAGGGCAGAUAGCGAAGCAAGUAACUUCAGUAGUCAGUUGGGUAGCAGUAUUUCUAAAGGUUCUAGCAGCAAGGACGUUGAAGUCGAGCAUAAAGAUCCACCAAAGAUGGUCUCGAUUUUCUCCAUCGAGGGAGAGGACGUGGAGCUCGGAAUCCAUUUCCAAGGAAAUGACACAGUUGUAAAGAUUUUAUGCCCUGAGCUAAAAUGGGAAGAACUUGGUGUGAUCAAUUUUGAGAAAUAUCUGAACCGAAAGUCCUUUAGAAAGUCUCUUACAAAGACCACUAUCCCUACGGCGUCAGAGGGAACUCCCAUGAUGCGCAUGCGUAUGGAGUUUGGUCCAUGUGCGGAGCGGUACGAGCGGACAGCGGCUGAACGAGGUUUCAUGCACAUCAAAGUGAAUGGUGUUAACGGUUCCCUCCUGGUCAGUACUCUCGGGAAUAUGGCGGAGUGGAUCGAGGACGAAGUCGUGCUUCCACCAAUGCCUUUCCUAGUCGAAGUAAACAACUCGCGCGUGAGCAUCAACAACGAUCUUCCGCCCACGUUGGUGUCAGCACCUGUGCCCAUUCCAGUUGAUUUAACUGUUGAGAACAUUUCCGUCAGCCGAACCCACGACGGCGUCUUACACAUCAGACCGAUGAGCAAUGAAUCAAUCGUUCGCGAGAGUGAACAAGCGUCUGUGUCUAUCACACGAGAGGAAUCGAUAUCUGCCAGUCAGUUGAGCUUAUCAGAUUCAGCCUCAGUUUCUUCUCGUACUGAGAGCCUGGAGAAUGAGAAACAGAGUCUGAUGUCGCAGAUGGCUGUUUCUCGUGCUGCUUUGCAGUCGCUGCAGGAAGAGCGCGAUGCACUAUUAAAAACGAUCGAACGUCUGCAGCAGGAGUUGUCGUUUUCAAACCGCGAACAGGACUUGCUGCAAGAACGAAUGACAAGCUUUCAGAAAGGUGGAAGGAGAGGGUACAGAUAAGAUUGUUACCACUUGAGAAUGGUUGUGUUUCGAAUUGAUGGCGGUAGUUCGCUCUAAAUUGAAGGAAUUGAAAGACUCUUGGAGCUUCAGGAGGUCUUUCUAGGCUCACGAAGCGACUUCUAGGAUCUGGAAGUUGUUGCAUGAUUGAGAAAAAUGAGAAAUAGUUCACUGAAAAUAUUUAGUUGGACAAAGACUUUUUGUGUCGUAAUGGAACGAAUUCAGAAUUGACCCAACAUCGGCGUCCAACAAUGUUGACAUUUUAGAAUUGCAAAAAACAGUAGAGCAUAAAUUUUAUUAAAGAAGCUAAAAAAAGCCUAUGGAGCUAAGUUAAAUUCUAAAGGUCUAGAACUAUUUUUUAUAACUAGAGGCGAAAGUGUGAUAAAGAAACAUUAAGUAUCUUAAAGUAUAGGAAAACUCGCUUUUUUUGCUCGCAAUGAUAAUUUGUAGCCACAAUAACAAGUUUGAAUUCAAAGUCUUAAUAACCAAGCUCCGUAAAGUAGAAUUCUCUUUUUCUUCUGUUAGUUCUAAAGUUUGAGAACUUACACAAGGGUACGAUCGUUGAGGUGGAAUGAAUUAUUUGCUUUAUUUUUUUAUUUGAUCAUUUGUUAACAAGCAUUUAUAAUAUUUUGGGAUUAAAAUAUGGGAAAAUAAUGAAA
Molecule: messenger RNA, 5097 nt
Organism: Pocillopora damicornis (cauliflower coral)
Lineage: Eukaryota; Metazoa; Cnidaria; Anthozoa; Scleractinia; Pocilloporidae
Product: bridge-like lipid transfer protein family member 3B
Source: RefSeq, a predicted model, not a curated record